Messenger RNA from Scleropages formosus (Asian bonytongue), 642 nucleotides. Its product is annotated as gamma-crystallin M2-like. Lineage: Eukaryota; Metazoa; Chordata; Actinopteri; Osteoglossiformes; Osteoglossidae. The transcript has 4 exons. Gene Ontology annotation, biological process: lens development in camera-type eye; visual perception. The record is from RefSeq and is a predicted model, not a curated record. Gene Ontology annotation, molecular function: structural constituent of eye lens. Bases 106 to 642 code for a protein of 178 amino acids.
GGACCCGGUCCAACCCACUGCGCCCCCCCAAAGAGAGGCAGGUAUAAAAGUGACAAGAGGACACUGUAUGGCACCGAAGCAAAGUGAGAGCAGAUAACCAUCAUCAUGACAAUGGGCAGGAUCACCUUCUACGAGGAGAGGAACUUCGGCGGUCGCUCCUAUGACAGCAGCAGCGACUGUGCCGACCUCACAUCCUACAUGAGCCACUGCUACUCCUGCAGGGUUCACAGUGGCUGCUUCAUGGUCUAUGACCGCGCCAAUUACAUGGGGAACCAGUACUUUCUGAGAAGGGGCGAAUAUCCUGACUGCAUGAGCAUGGGCAUGAGUGACUUCUUCAGGUCUUGUCGCAUGAUCCCAAUGCACAGAGGAUCCUACAGAAUGAGAAUCUAUGAGAGGGAGAACUUCGGAGGCCAGAUGUAUGAGAUGAUGGACGACUGCGACAAUAUCAUGGAUCGCUACCGCAUGUCCAACUGCAUGUCCUGCCACGUGAUGGAUGGCCACUGGCUCAUGUAUGAGCAGCCCCACUAUAGAGGAAGGAUGAUGUACUUCAGGCCUGGGGAGUACAGGAGCUUCAGUAACAUGGGGUGGGGAAGUGGCAUGAGGUUCAUGUCCACGAGACGUAUCAUGGAUUCAUGGUAUUAA